AUGAAACGCACGUGUGGAAAGUAUGAUCGUCAGGUCGAUUGGGGAAGUGAGUACAUCACGUCUAUGAACUUUCACGAUAUGGACCUCCAGCUGAAUGCGACAAAUAACUCUGUUGUGAAGAUGAGCAAAACGACGCUGAAUGGUUACCCCAUCCCGGUUAUCAUGUUCAUAGUCGGGGUGGUGGGGAACGUUAUUGCGAUCGUAGUGCUUCGAAAGUCACGGAAAGAGCAAAAGGAGACCACCUUUUACACCUUGGUGUGUGGACUUGCCGUGACCGACCUCCUGGGCACGCUACUCGCGAGCCCAGUCACCAUUGCCACUUAUGUGAAGGGAGAGUGGCCAGGUGGGAUGCCGCUGUGCCAGUAUUCCGGGUUCAUUUUACUCUUCUUCUCCUUGGCAGGUCUCAGUAUUAUCUGUGCCAUGUCCGUCGAGAGGUAUCUCGCCAUCAAUCACGCGUAUUUCUACAACCACUAUGUAGACCAGCGGGUGGCAGGCUUGACGCUUGGGGGAAUUUAUGUGUCCAAUGCGCUCUUCUGCGCCCUCCCCAGCAUGGGACUGGGAUCCGUGGUGAUCCAGCAUCCUGGAACCUGGUGUUUCAUCGACUGGCAUAACAAGACGGACACCACGACUGCCACUUUCUCCUACAUGUACGCGAGUUUCAGCUCUGUCCUCAUUCUCGCCACUGUCGUCUGUAACGUGCUGGUGUGCGCGGCGCUCAUCAUGAUGCACAAGCGCUUCGUGCGCAGGACCUCGCUGGGAACCGACCAGGGUCGCGUCGCGGAGAUCAGGCGCAGGCGAAGUUUUGCGCGGCUCGCUGCUGCGGAGAUCCAGAUGGUCAUCGUUCUCAUAGCCACGUCCACUGUCGUGCUCAUCUGCUCCACUCCUUUAGUGGUGCAGGUGUUUGUGAACCAGCUGUUUAACUCUGCAGCAGAUUCAUCAGCAAGACCAAACCCGGACCCAGACCUUAAGGCCAUCCGAAUCGCCUCUGUCAAUCCCAUUCUAGACCCCUGGAUCUACAUUCUCUUGAGAAAGACGGUCGUGCAGAAGAUCCUGGAAAAGAUCAAGUGCCUCUUCUGCCGUAUCGGUGGCCGCAGUCACAGGAGGAACACUUCAGAUUUCCACUGCGAUAAUGACCUCCGCACUUCAUCAGUUGUGUCUCGGGAUUUACCCUCUAUGGGGCUUCCCGAGCUGCCAGAGGUGAUCAGCACGUCUCAGACAUACCUGUACCCCCUGGAGGCAGGACAGGGGAUGGGCUGCUGCGGUGACUCAGUGCCGAGCAGGACGUGUUCGACUUCAACAGAGCAAACUCUUCUGCAGGACUCUCAGGUGGCAGACUUCAGCAGCGGAGAAAAUAGGACAGAAAAGAGCACAGACUUUGAGGAGUCAAGUUUAUGUGAGCACUCCAACACAAAUGAAGAGCAGUGUUCAAAGCACCAGCCGCUGCAAGUGACCUUUACAGACGAGACUUUGAGCUUUCAAGAGAGAACCAUAUGA
Molecule: messenger RNA, 1494 nt
Organism: Danio rerio (zebrafish)
Lineage: Eukaryota; Metazoa; Chordata; Actinopteri; Cypriniformes; Danionidae
Gene: ptger4b
Product: prostaglandin E receptor 4 (subtype EP4) b
Biological process (GO): G protein-coupled receptor signaling pathway; signal transduction; response to lipid
Cellular component (GO): plasma membrane; membrane
Molecular function (GO): G protein-coupled receptor activity; prostaglandin receptor activity; prostaglandin E receptor activity
Source: RefSeq, marked provisional